UCUGAGCGUUUUGUGAUGCAUGCUACUUCCGGCUGCUGCUAGUACCUCGUGACCGUUUCGCGCUCAAUUUUCAAAUCUGAACCAACCCAGGCUCGCGGUGCUGGGGCAAAAGUCGUUGGCCUUAGCUAACCGUAAGCAAGCGAACUAGGUUUAUUUUCGAAAAUAAUCACGUUUAUUAGCAAAUCUUAUACAAUGGCAACUUGUGCCCCUGAUCCUUUGUAUCCUCUGGAAGAUUUUCAUGAUGAAACAGCACAGAAAGCAAGCAAGGAACAUUUUAAAAUACCGGUCUCAAGUGAGAUGGCCCAUGAAAAGGCCCAGUCUCAUACCAGUACUAUUCCGAACAGUGAGGUGCCAAGCUAUGAUGAUGGUUCAACAUCAUUCUCUGCUGCUGACGCUCCUCAAAUCGUAAGGAAUAAAGUCCCUACGAGAAGGAAACUUCUGGCGCCAAAUCCUGACAGCGAAGAGCCAUUUGAUGCUAAAGAGGCCGAAGUCUUGCCACAAAUCUUCAUCUCCAACAAGAAAUACACCUACGAUGAACGUGUUGCUCUCUUUUGCGAUCAUAUUAUUGGCCAGUGUUGUGCAGAAGAUGCAGAUGAAGCUAUAAGUUUCUACAUAAUAGAAAAACUUGCCAACAAACGCUCUUGGACUGCAGUGUGGAAAACUUCCCCAGAAGUCCUGUUGGUAAACUGCGAUAUUGGGGACCUGCCAUUCGUGGGUGUGCUUGUCGACGUCAACUGUACACCAUGCGAAGGAAAAAGCCUCCCUCUUCGAGUGUCCGUUUCUGUGGCAGAACCAUAUUCCUCAAACAUUGCCAACUUACCAAGAGAGUUGGUUGAAGAUGUGUUGAGGGAACAUGACUACUCUGUGCCAAUCUUGGAUGUCUACCCCAUACAAGGCAUGGGAGCUGAUGUAGACAACAUUGCAGAGUAUCUGGAACAUGCAAGGUUUUUCUACGAUUUUCUCUGGAGGGACUGGGAUGAUGAGGAGGAAUGUGACGAGUACGCAGGACUCAUUGAGAAACGCAUACAGCUGUAUUAUGACAUUCAGGAUGGAACCAUCCCUGGUCCAAUCAGCGAGCGAUACCGCAAGACCCUGGAGGAGUACCGAAGCAAACGACUGGACUUGACAAAAUUCCAGACCAAAAUCCGUGGGGAGGCCUUACCAGGGGAGGCUGUGGAGUGCUGGAAAAAGUACUACGAAAUGUCAAUGCUUUGUGGGCUCCUGAAGUUCUGGGAAGACCUGCGACUCAGGAGCCAUGGACCCUUCUAUCCAAGGAUCUACAAACGCAGAAAGGGGCAGAGAACAUCUGGAAGGAUUGUGACACACAUUGUUGCCCAGAUAAUGACAACAGACAUGAUCAAGAACUUCUCGGCGGACACUCUGAUCCAGCAGCAUGACAGUCUGUCAGCCGCUCUGGACUCCUGCUUCUCUGGGGACACGGUGGUGGUCUUCCCAGGAGAGUACCACGCAGUUGCACUGGCAUCCCUCACAGACGACAUCACAAUAAAGGGAGAAGGAGAAAGGAAAGAGGUGCUGUUCUACUCUGACCCAUCCCAUGACAACUUUGUGGCGUCCAAAGCCUCCAAGGUGAUGCUCAUGAACCUGACAUUGGUGCAGCAUGGAACCUGUGAUGGCAUUGUUGUGGUGGAGUCGGGACAGUUGACCCUGGACAACUGCGUGUUGAAGUGUCAAGGCACAGGAGUGUGUGUCCUGACUGGAGCCUCUCUGCUCAUGAAAAACUGUGAGAUAUCUGGUGCAAAGGGUGCAGGGGUGGAGUUGUACCCUGGCAGCAUUGCAGAGCUGCAUCGGAAUGAAAUCCAUCACUGCAGCAACCAGCUGGCGAAAGACUCGAAAGGUUCACAGGGCGGAAUCAAUCUCAAGGUUCUCCCUCAGCCCCAGCUGAAGCUGACCGACAAUCACAUUCAUGAUAACCACGGGUAUGGCGUGACCAUUCUUGUUCCUGACAAUCUGUACAAAGCGAGUGAGGACUUGGAGCAGACAGCCAGUGGGGACAAGAACGAGACAGAUUAUCUUUCCAAGGCCCUGCAGAAACUCAGUUUGGAGAUCACCACAAACAAACUGGAGUCAAACACCAAGGGCGAUAUAGGAUUGCUGCGCAAAAUGUGGGUGAAUUCCUGAGUCUAGGAUUGCAGCAUAAAUGUGUUGUACACAAUAGUUAAAACAAUUUAAGUAACCAGACUGACAAUUUUAUUGGAUGUAGCUGUUGCUCAGUAUAUUACCAUGUAACAUACGUUUGAUUUGUUUCAAGUGUUAGAUUAUAUUUCUGUUCGUAUCCAUUUCAGAGAAAGAUCCCAGCUUUUGUAUGCACUAGCCCUAUUAACAAACGUGCACUUUUUGAACAUUUCAAUAAAAUGUGUUAUUCAAAAUGAA
Molecule: messenger RNA, 2391 nt
Organism: Oncorhynchus keta (chum salmon)
Lineage: Eukaryota; Metazoa; Chordata; Actinopteri; Salmoniformes; Salmonidae
Product: testicular spindle-associated protein SHCBP1L-like
Exons: 10
Coding region: 193-2139 (648 amino acids)
Biological process (GO): male meiosis cytokinesis; spermatogenesis
Cellular component (GO): meiotic spindle
Source: RefSeq, a predicted model, not a curated record